Quercus robur (English oak) is the source of this 1613-nucleotide messenger RNA. RefSeq names its product chalcone synthase. The transcript has 2 exons. Gene Ontology annotation, biological process: polyketide biosynthetic process. The coding region runs from base 188 to 1372 and encodes 394 amino acids. The record is from RefSeq and is a predicted model, not a curated record. NCBI's taxonomy places the organism in Eukaryota, Viridiplantae, Streptophyta, Magnoliopsida, Fagales, Fagaceae. Gene Ontology annotation, molecular function: acyltransferase activity, transferring groups other than amino-acyl groups.
CUUUGCUCUUCUUGUCAUCUCGUCCCCAAAAACCAAAACACAAACAAACUCUUUCAGAAAAUUAAUUUCAGUAUCACAAGCAUCACUUAGAGCUUAAAAAAGAAAUUUUAGUCCGAUCGAGUUCUUGGUUAACUCGGUCUUUGCUAGCUCUUUGAGAGAGACUAAGAUCAAAUUCAGGCUGUCACACAUGGCUUCGUCUUUGGAUGCAAUCCGUAAGGCUCAGAGAGCAGAAGGUCCAGCCACCAUUUUAGCCAUUGGCACAGCCACUCCCUCCAACUGUGUCUCUCAGGCUGACUAUCCAGAUUAUUACUUCCGAAUCACCAAGAGCGAGCACAUGACCGAGUUGAAGGAGAAGUUCAAACGCAUGUGUGACAAAUCGAUGAUAAAGAAGCGUUAUAUGCACUUGAAUGAGGAGAUUUUGACUGAAAACCCAAAGAUGUGUGAGUACAUGGCUCCAUCACUUGACGCACGUCAAGAUAUAGUAGUGGUGGAGGUUCCAAAGUUGGGAAAAGAAGCAGCAACAAAGGCAAUCAAAGAGUGGGGGCAACCCAAAUCCAAGAUCACCCACCUUGUCUUCUGUACAACCUCAGGUGUAGACAUGCCUGGUGCAGAUUACCAACUCACCAAGCUCCUUGGCCUUCGACCCUCAGUGAAGAGGCUCAUGAUGUAUCAACAAGGUUGCUUUGCUGGUGGGACUGUGCUUCGUCUUGCUAAGGAUUUGGCUGAGAACAACAGGGGUGCUCGUGUUCUUGUGGUUUGCUCUGAGAUCACAGCAGUUACUUUUCGUGGACCUUCUGAUUCCCACUUGGACUCAUUGGUGGGUCAAGCACUUUUUGGCGACGGUGCAGCUGCUGUGAUUAUUGGGGCUGACCCAGAUACUAAAAUUGAGCGUCCCCUGUUUCAACUUGUGUCGGCUGCACAGACAAUUCUACCAGAUUCUGAUGGUGCAAUCGAUGGACAUUUACGUGAAGUGGGUCUCACUUUUCACUUGCUAAAAGAUGUACCUGGGAUUAUAUCAAAGAACAUAGAGAAAAGCUUGGUUGAAGCUUUUACUCCAAUUGGUAUAAGUGAUUGGAACUCUCUGUUCUGGAUUGCACACCCAGGUGGUCCUGCCAUUCUUGACCAGGUUGAGAUCAAGCUAGGACUCAAAGAAGAGAAACUUAGAUCGACCCGUCACGUUCUGAGUGAGUAUGGGAACAUGUCUAGUGCAUGUGUGUUGUUUAUAUUAGAUGAAAUGAGGAAGAGCUCUGCUGAAAAUGGAAAAGCCACCACAGGUGAAGGGUUGGAUUGGGGUGUUUUGUUUGGAUUUGGACCUGGUUUGACUGUCGAGACAGUUGUGUUACACAGUGUCCCCGUGGAAACCAGUCACUGAUGAUCGAUGAUGAAUAUCUGUGUGUGCUCGUGAUGAGUGAAAUUGAAAUUAUCUCGAUUGGGUUACAGGCAAAAAAAUUUGAUCACUUUCCAAUAAAGAGACCGUUACGCUGAUUGGUGCUCCUUAGUAAUAAUAUUCUUCUACUACAUUAUUGUUUGUAAUUUGUAUUAAUUGUUUAGCAUUUAAAAAAUACAAAUGGCCUCGUGACGGCUCAAUGGGUUGGUUCACGUUCUUUCAACAA